AUGGCGGAAACGCCGGCGUACCGCCAACUUGUCGACCAAAAGCGCUGCGUCGUGUUGUUUAAUGGGUUUUACGAAUGGCAAAAGCUCGGCAAGUCGGACAAGCAACCGUAUUUUAUUCACCUCGCCGGCAGUCCCAUCAUGCGCAUUGCAGGGCUGUUCGACGCUUGGCGCAAUGACGAAGGGAAUAUCACUUACACGUACUCGAUCAUUACGACGGAGUCCCCGCCCAAAAUGAAAUGGAUUCACACUCGGAUGCCGUUGAUCUUGCGAGAUGCCGACGAAGCCGACCGGUGGCUGGCCGACGAGGCCGCUGACAAGCGCUUCAAGCCUUUUUUGUCACUGGUGCGCCCAUAUCCUCACGAUGACCUGACGUAUUACCCCGUGACCAAGCAAGGUUCGUCCAUGCGAUCUAGUCACAUUUUUGUCGGAAUUUCUGUGCAUGCAGUUGGUCAAGCGACAUUUGAUUCCGACGCAUGCAUGGCAAAAGUGGAUGUUCGCGUAGCAGGCAAGAUCACGUCUUUCUACAAGCAAAUGGACGGCCCUUCGAUCAAGAAAGAAGACCAAGCGGAGUCCGUCGCGCCAGAUCCUUUCAUUCCCCUCAAGACGGAGCGCUCCGACUGUGCCGACGAUGCUGCGCUGUCGCAUCACGUCUCCUCAAGCCCGACUCGUGUAUCGUUUAAACGGCCAGCGGACGGCGCAUGUCCCUUGACAUGCAUGCCCCCUCCAGACAAGUGGAAUUGCGAUGCAUGCACGUUUGAAAACGCUGGCGACGCCAAGAUGUGUGCCAUGUGCGACAGCCGUCGAGAAUUGCCCUUGGCCGAAUGGACGUGCGCCACGUGCACUUUUGCGAACGCGUUUACGACGUCCUCGUGCUCUAUGUGUCAUGCAUCACGCGCGCCAAGACCGACACUUACGCCAAAAAAACCCAAGAUUGGCGAGUCGCCGCAGAAACCCAUCACGUCCUUCUUUUCCAAGCAAUGACGACGGCGACGGCCUCCGCGCCAUGCCGUCACUGCACCAUACGCUCAUGAACAUGGGCACGUUCCAACCCCGCCACCUCAUCCAUGUUGCGACCUACCGCGUGACCGAGUUAUUAAAGCUGCAACGAAGCAUACUUUAGACCGAA
Molecule: messenger RNA, 1126 nt
Organism: Aphanomyces invadans
Lineage: Eukaryota; Oomycota; Saprolegniomycetes; Saprolegniales; Verrucalvaceae
Exons: 5
Coding region: 1-981 (326 amino acids)
Biological process (GO): DNA damage response
Molecular function (GO): single-stranded DNA binding
Source: RefSeq, a predicted model, not a curated record